AUGCUUCGACAAUUGAAUAAUCUAUCCAAACUUACAACAUCGUCACUCAAGUAUGCAGCCAACAACACGGCCGCUGCCUUGGUGAGCCUGAGCGCCUCCACACGAGAUGAUCCAACACUGCCUUCGCCGCACGUCAUUGCAUAUUGGAUAACUGAAACUCAAAGAGGAUUGGAUGCCUUCUUUAAUGAUGAAUUCGAAUUGGCACAAUCGAUUUUCAUGCAACAUCAUUUGGAAUCGCCUUUUCAUGCUGUUGGAUUCGCUCUUAUUGCCUAUGUAGAAGCGAUGCUUGGUUUUGAAUCAGAUAAAAUACAAACCGCCCUCGAACGUAUUGCGGCAGCAGAAGCCUUAGCUCGACAAUUUUCCAAGAAGGCGCGGAGAAGGAGCUGGCAUCAUGGUCAUCAUUCACAGCAACAGCAACAGCAUCGAUAUACCAAAUACACAACAGCAACAGAAGAGUCGGCAUGGACAGCAUCAUCAUCGUCGUCGUCGUCAACUACGACAGCAGCAGCUCCUUGUCAUACUCUUUUUGAUACCCCUAAUAACCCUAUUAUAUCCAUCUCAUUCGAGGGCAACAACAGCAAUACCAAUGACACAACGAGACGGAAGUCGAAACCGCUAUCACCAGAGAUCCAGUACGAGCUGCUAGCUACCAACUGCAUGCUCAUGUCAUCGACCAUUCAAUUCCUCAGAAACAGUUGGCUGGAAUACAUGAAGGCAGCCUACAAACUUCGGAAAGCGUAUAAAUUGUACGAGCACAUGUUUGAAUCGCUCACAGGACAGAAAGCGUCCGAGUAUGCUAGUCAUUUAAAGAAAAAAGGGAGUAGCAGCAAGAAGGCUUCUUUUUCUUUUUCUACGCCAUCAUCCGGUACCACAACCAAUAGCGCUGAAUCACUGUCCAGCAUGUUGGCUAAUUCAGCUCAAGUAAGAGCCUCUUGGAACGAAAAACGGCUCAGCUUAUUUCACAUGUCGCGCCAACCGAGCUUUGAUGUAUCAUGCAAAAAGAGGCCCAUGUCAACGCUGGAUUGCUUGAUGGAGGAUUCGUCUUUUACUGUGAUUGAUAAUGCCAUUGAAAGUGGCAUCUUUUUUGGCAUUGGACUAUUUAGCCUGAUAUUCUCAUUGCUACCACCAAGAGUCAACAAAAUCUUGAAUACACUCGGAUUUCAUUCUUCCCGCCCUUUUGCACUCCAUUUACUCACUCGAUCAUUCAACAAUCAGGGCCUUUAUUCAUCGCUGUCAGCACUUUCGUUGCUCGCUUAUUAUACCAACUUGUCCCUGUUUAUACACCCACAACUGUUACCCAACUCGCUCAGCUUGGAAAAUGCACGACACAUACUGGAUCAGAUGAAACUAUCAUUCCCUCACGGUAAGAUAUGGAAACUACUAGAGGGAAAGCUCUGCAAAAUGGAGGGCAAAACCAGACGAGGCGUGGAAAUUCUUCGAGAUGCCAGACGCAGAGAAAAUACACGCGUUGACCUUGGCACUGCGGCUGCAACAUUACCACCCAAGAAGAAAAAGGCGGAUGUAUGUGAACUGGCCCAACUUCAAGCAUUAGCAGUGUAUGAGAUGGGAUGGUAA
This is a messenger RNA of Mucor velutinosus, 1575 nucleotides long. RefSeq lists its product as uncharacterized. The record is from RefSeq and is a predicted model, not a curated record. Bases 1 to 1575 code for a protein of 524 amino acids. The transcript has 3 exons. Lineage: Eukaryota; Fungi; Mucoromycota; Mucoromycetes; Mucorales; Mucoraceae. Gene Ontology annotation, cellular component: mitochondrial outer membrane; nucleus; cytosol.